GAUGUUUGAAGACCCGGCCGUGAUAAGGAUAGUGGAGGGACGACCGAGCCUCAUGAGUCUGGACAGCGCCAUAGUGGACUGUGGACACGCCGUGUUCAGGAACACUUCUGUGGAUGAUAGGACGACGCCUCCUUACUGGAAAAACCGUAGAGUUUCUGGAUCAAUACUCCAGGACAGCGCCAUAGUGUGUGUGAUCAGUCACAGAGGGCGGGGUCAGCAUGUGAACUCUGACUUCCUGGAUCUACCAUAUCCCGUCUCUUCCUACGGAGUCCAUAGAGGAGGACCCAGAAGAUCGUACUCCAGGAGGGUGUUUGGCCAAAGAGGGCCCUCUCAGAUUAAUGCACCAGUGAUGCCAAGAUCACCCAUCUUCUCACGGCAACCCUUGACCCCACGACAACACUUGAAUCAGACGGGAAGAUUCAUGUUCCCUCCAAACCACUCUUGCCCCUCCACUCCUCGGCCUCUGAUUCCAAAGACCAUGCAGCUUCGCUUCGGUGCCAACUCUCCCAGACCGUCCCCGUUUUACAGCCCGUCCACCAACCCGGUGCAGCCGUUCAGCAGUUUCCCCGGUCCAGUCACGCAGCUCCAUCCUCAACAUAAACAGCUUCUCAGUCAAAAGCAGCGUCUGUUUCACAGAAAAUGUGAAGGCUGGGACCCUUACUCUAACCUCAUGACGGACAAAGAAAAGGAGUGGAUCAUCCGCCUGCAGAUGAUUCAGCUGCAAAGCGAGAAUCCGUACCUCGAGGACUAUUAUUACCAGGAGUAUUAUCGUCGAUUAGAAGCCAAGAUGGCUGAGGAAGAGCUGGGCAUCAGGAGCAAGAAGGAGCCACCCAAACUCACCACACCGUACAUCACCAAGACAGACGCCUACACACCAGUGGUCCACAUCGAAGGCUCUUUGGGUCAAGUCGCUGUCUCCACGUGUUAUUCUCCGCGCCGUGCCAUCGGUGCAGUCCAUGCAGUCCAAACUCACAACCCUCUCGAGGAACAAAAAGACACCAGACAACAGCGACUAGAGAUUCUCAGCAAAAUAGAAAAGUUGUUAAUAGCUUUGCUGGAGGUGGAGGAAACUGAGAGGAUGAAGACCGCGGUUUUAUCUGAAGCAGAAGAAAUAAGAUUAAUGGAAAAAACUCAGAGGAAAGUGGAGCACAUCUACUCUCAGCUGCAGCAACACAACGCUCCAGAUUCAGGAGACGAGUUUCUUCCUUUCUUGAGUGUCUCGAAGGGCAAAAAGCUUCUCGCUCGUCUGCUGCCCUUCUUGAAGAACGAUUCAGCGCUGAAGGUCUUGCACAUCGUCGCCUCCAACCUUCCUACGCUGAUAAGCAGAGACACCGAGGAGGACCUUCCAGUUCUUUACCCGUCACUCCGAAAUGUGAUCGGCGUUCUGACGUUCAGUCAGCUCAUCAACGUUCUCAAAGACCUGACGUCUUCAGAGUCUCCGUCGACCUUCGAGUGCCUCUCCCUGACCUGUCAGAACAAGUUUGGACUCAGCUUGCUGUACGCUCUUCUUUCCCACGGAGAGAAACUUCUUUCUUCAGGCGUUCCUCUUGAGCCCAGCAUUGGCGACUUUGAGACCUGGACUGACAUGAUUUUCCAGGUAGCGGGACAGCUGUCCCAGUGUUCGCUGGUGGAGCCGCUCCUCCUCCCAUCAAACCUGCUGACGCUCUUUUGCAGAUACCUCGACAAGCGUACUGUGCAUCAACUAAAAAGCAACUUGGAGUCUGCAACCAGCUGCCUGGUUCUACCAUCUUAAGGAAACUGGCUAAAGAGAUGCCAAGUUAAACUCCAGGUUUGUUGGACCCAAAAUGGAGGAAGCGGAGUCUUCAGUACCAAGUAUAACAGAAGUUGUGUAAUAGAUUUGUUUUUUGUUUAUAAUCCUCACCCUCACUUAAUCACAUUUUGCAUCUUAAACUGUUUCCCUUUUUUAUUUCCUUUGUUUGCUUUUCCUCCCUUUAGCCUCCACAAAGCAGCUUAAACCCAUUUCUUUUAACGUUUCUAACAUUAUCAGAACGAUCAAUUUAAGAUGAGUUUCAUAAUUUAUAAUACUGGAACUAUGUUAAUUAUAUUGACCAUAUAUAUAUAUGGCCAACAUUAGGUAAUGCAGUUUUGUAAAAUUGUAAAAAAUGUGUUGUAUAAUGCUAAAUGGGAUUUGUUUGACACAAUUUUCAAUCUUAAGUUUCAUCUGUAAAAAAUGUAUUUUAUUUAUUGUAUUAAUUUGGAAACUGAAACGAUUUAAA
Messenger RNA from Xiphophorus maculatus (southern platyfish), 2237 nucleotides. It is a transcript of the gene patl2, whose product is annotated as PAT1 homolog 2. Gene Ontology annotation, cellular component: P-body. Gene Ontology annotation, molecular function: RNA binding. NCBI's taxonomy places the organism in Eukaryota, Metazoa, Chordata, Actinopteri, Cyprinodontiformes, Poeciliidae. The record is from RefSeq and is a predicted model, not a curated record. Bases 2 to 1753 code for a protein of 583 amino acids. The transcript is spliced from 17 exons. Gene Ontology annotation, biological process: deadenylation-dependent decapping of nuclear-transcribed mRNA; P-body assembly.